AUGUCGUCUCGGUCAACACCCCGAGAUGGGUCUGAUUCAUCCCGCAUGCCGACUCCUUCAACCUCAUUACCCCAUGUCAACAGUCAUGGGCCUGACACACCACUACCAAUCUCGCCACACGACAUGAGUGAAGACGACGACGAUUUUCUUUACCACGAUUCGGACCCCAUGUUACAACGACAACCUUAUACCCAACAACUUCUCAAAGGCAAUACACACAUCAAAGGACCGAAUACCAUAUGCAAAAUCAUCUUUUUGACGAUAUGCUUGGCGGGAUUACAAUUUACAUGGACGGUAGAAAUGGCGUAUGGAACUCCUUAUUUGUUGUCACUUGGAUUGACCAAGUCGGUCAUGUCGCUUGUAUGGAUUGCAGGACCAUUAUCAGGCUUGUUGAUGCAACCUAUCGUGGGUGUUUUAUCAGAUCGAUGCACAUCACGCUUUGGUCGACGGCGUCCAUUCCUUGUCCUUGGAAGCAUUGUGGUCAUUUUUAGUCUAUUGGUGAUUGGAUGGACUAGAGAAAUCACUUCUCUUUUCACUGCAAGUCAGGAUGGUGAAACGUUUAAGAUUGUAUCCAUUGCCAUCGCUAUCACAUCAAUCUAUGUGCUUGACUUUAGUAUCAACUGUGUACAAGCAUCUUGUCGAGCUCUCCUUGUCGAUGCUCUUCCUCCUUCACAACAAGAAGAUGGUACAGCGUGGGCUGGAAAAAUGGUUGGUCUGGGGAACGUGGCUGGUUAUUUCAUGGGCUAUGCGGAUUUGGUGAAAGCAUUUCCUUUCUUUGGAGAUACCCAAUUGAAGGUUCUUUGUGUUAUUGCGGCGAUUGUUCUUGCAUUGGCGGAUGCUAUCACAUGCUAUACCGUGUCAGAGAAAAUCUUGACAAAGGAACCAGAGAAGAAAAAGUCAUGGGGAUCAUCUUUCAAAGCGAUCACUGCUAUCACCACCAAUAUCUGGAACUUACCUACACCAAUACGACGCAUUUGCAACGUUCAAUUUUUCGCAUGGUUUGGAUGGUUCCCAUUUCUAUUUUAUUCAACAACAUGGGUCGCCGAGAUAUACGACGAAGCGGCAUUGGAUGGUAGUGGUGGCGAUGAUGGUACAUCGGAUGCUGUCGGUCAAGCAACACGCGCCGGAUCAUUUGCAUUCCUGGUUUAUUCGCUUGUAUCGCUUGGUGCAUCCUUUGUUUUACCUUUGAUUGUCACCCCUUCUUACGAUGAGGAUCAGAAGAAAACGGCUCCUAGUUUCCAACUUUGUAUUCGAGGAAAGACGUACACUAUUACACCAUCCAAAUACCUCAAGAUCAAAUUUCUCAACCUUCAGCGAGCUUGGACUGCCAGUCAUUUCAUCUUUCUUAUUGCCAUGUUCUCGACCUUUUUUGUCAACAAUGUGGCUGGUGCAUCGAUCGUUAUUGGUGUUUGCGGAAUAAGUUGGUCCAUGACGAUGUGGGCUCCAUUUUCUCUCUUGGGCGAAUAUAUUUCGGAGAUGGAAGAUGCCAAGCAACACCAACAACAUAUGGGUGAUGGCAAUGACGACGACGAGAAUCAUUUGGCAAUGCAUCCUAUGGCUAUGUCAUCGAAGCUUAGUCUAGCUGCUGGAGGUGCAGGAUUGGGAACUGAAGGCGGAAUAUAUCAAUUGGUAGAACAAGAAUUGGAUUCGGAGCCCGAAGAAACCGAUGCAGGAAUCGAAAUGCAACAAUCGACAUCUAAGAGACAAUCAAGGCAUUCGUUACCAUCCAUGGACAGAGAACAACCCUCUUCAUCCAAUGACAUCCAAUCCAAUCAGGUCGACGAUGAAGAUGAGCAUGCUAUCAUGUUGACAUCACGUAUGGAUCAGGAACACAACAACAACAACUUGGAUUCAAAUGCAACGCAUUCAUCAUCCACGCCAUCAGCUGGUGUAUUACUCGGCAUUCAUAACAUGUACAUUGUCAUGCCUCAAUUCCUGGUCACUUUUCUCAGCAGCAUCAUAUUUCACUUUUUGGAGAAUGGAUCAUCCAAAAGCGAAGAAGCCUCUCCUAGCACCAUUGCCAUUGUACUUCGGUUUGGUGCCGUCAUGGCAGGCGUAGCUGGCUACCUCAGUACACGAAUUGGUCGAUCAAACUAG
This is a messenger RNA of Lichtheimia ornata, 2097 nucleotides long. RefSeq lists its product as uncharacterized. Lineage: Eukaryota; Fungi; Mucoromycota; Mucoromycetes; Mucorales; Lichtheimiaceae. The record is from RefSeq and is a predicted model, not a curated record. Gene Ontology annotation, molecular function: sucrose:proton symporter activity. The transcript has 9 exons. Bases 1 to 2097 code for a protein of 698 amino acids. Gene Ontology annotation, cellular component: membrane.